Aureococcus anophagefferens is the source of this 312-nucleotide messenger RNA. RefSeq lists its product as hypothetical. The record is from RefSeq and is a predicted model, not a curated record. NCBI's taxonomy places the organism in Eukaryota, Pelagophyceae, Pelagomonadales, Pelagomonadaceae. The transcript has a single exon. Bases 1 to 312 code for a protein of 103 amino acids.
AUGAAGCUGAACCCGGGCACGAAGAAGGACGAGAUCGACGUGCUCUUCAACUACCGGCGCCUCCGCGUCUUCGUCGGCGAGGACUGCAUCCUCGACGACGUCCUCUACAACCCGAUCAUCUGCGAGGGCUGCACCUGGACCUACAACGAGCGCAACCGCAAGCUCGAGAUCUCCCUGACCAAGGACAGCGACACGAUCGUCUGGUGCGCCGCGUUCCUCGCGAAGGACGCCGAGGGCAACGUGCCCCUCGACUACGAGGAGGAGGCCGCGGAGCGGGAGCGCAUGGAGCGGUUCCUCCCGAAGCGGUUCUAA